Oryza brachyantha (malo sina) is the source of this 2768-nucleotide messenger RNA. Its product is annotated as putative SWI/SNF-related matrix-associated actin-dependent regulator of chromatin subfamily A member 3-like 1. Gene Ontology annotation, molecular function: hydrolase activity, acting on acid anhydrides, in phosphorus-containing anhydrides; ATP-dependent chromatin remodeler activity; nucleic acid binding. The record is from RefSeq and is a predicted model, not a curated record. The transcript has 3 exons. The coding region runs from base 1 to 2475 and encodes 824 amino acids. NCBI's taxonomy places the organism in Eukaryota, Viridiplantae, Streptophyta, Magnoliopsida, Poales, Poaceae.
AUGGCCUCCUCCUCCUCCUCCUCCCGCCGCGCCGCGGCUGGCGACGACGACGAGGAGCCAUACUUGCUGGGCUUCAUCAUCGCCAAGAUCGCGGGCCUCCGGCAUCACAGGGGCCGCUACACCAUCAGCGGCCGCGAGAACGUCGGCCUCGUCCGGGAGCCCCUCAACGCCCACGACGCCAACGCCAUCCGCGUCGACAACAGCCGGGGCGUGCAGGCCGGGUACGUCGACCGCGCCACCGCCGCCGUCCUGGCCCCGCUCCUCGACGGCCGCCACCUCGCCGCCGCCCACGGCAUCGUCCCCGCGUCGGCCGCCAGGUACGCCCGCGCCGCGCACCAGGUCCCCUUCCAGGUCCACCUCUUCGCCCGCCCGGCCGCGGCCGCGCUCGCCGCCGCCGCGCUCGCCGCCUCCGGGCUCGACCUCAUCCACGUCGACCACCCCGAGUUCGCGCUCUCCGAGUCCGCCAUCGUGCAGGAGCAGACCAAGAAGUCUCAGGGGGAUGUCGAUAGGCUGUUCUCUCGUGUGGGAGAGGAGAGGAAAUCUCGGGUUGAUCCAAUGGAGGCGCCGGGGGACGUGGUGGUGUCCCAACUGUUCGACCACCAGAAGGCGGCAUUGGGUUGGCUGGUGCACCGUGAGGAGUCAUGCGACCUACCACCGUUCUGGGAAGAAGAUGAAGAUGGUGGUUUUCAGAAUGUUCUUACCAAUCAGAAGACGGAUGAGAGACCGCCGCCAUUAAAAGGUGGGAUUUUCGCUGAUGAUAUGGGGCUAGGGAAGACUCUCACGCUGUUGUCACUGAUUGGAAUGAGUAAAGCUCGCAAUGUGGGUGGGAAGAAGGCUAGAGGGGUGAAGAGGAGGAAGGUUGAAGGCGCAGAGGAGUCACGAACAACGCUUGUGGUGUGCCCGCCAUCAGUGUUCUCAUCUUGGGUGACACAACUGGAGGAGCACACGAAAGUUGGUAGCUUGAAGACGUAUUUGUACCAUGGAGAGCGGACAAAAGAGAAGAAAGAGCUGUUGAAACAUGACAUAGUGAUUACCAGCUACAGCACCUUGGGGCAAGAAUUUGAGCAGGAGAACUCACCGGUGAAGGAUAUUGAGUGGUUCCGUGUGAUUCUGGAUGAGGCCCAUGUGAUUAAGAACUCUGCAGCACGGCAAACCAAGGCGGUCAUUGCUUUGAACGCAGAGAGGCGGUGGGUGGUCACAGGGACACCGAUUCAGAACAGUUCAUUUGAUCUGUACCCACUCAUGGCAUUUUUGAGAUUCCAGCCAUUCUCAAUCAAGAGUUACUGGCAGAGUUUGAUCCAGCUCCCCUUAGAGAGAAAGAAUAAUGGAACUGGGUUGGCACGAUUGCAGAGCCUCCUAGGUGCUAUUUCACUGCGCAGAACCAAGGAGACAGAGGGUGGAAGCAAAAGCAUGGUCAGCAUUCCGCGUAAAACUGUUUUAGCCUGUUAUAUUGACCUUUCUGCAGAGGAACGUGAGUACUAUGACCAAAUGGAAUUGGAAGGGAAAAACAAACUGCGGGAGUUUGGUGACAAGGAUUCAAUUUUGCGUAAUUACUCUACCGUGCUUUAUUUUAUUCUGAGGCUCCGCCAGCUCUGCAAUGAUGUUGCACUAUGCCCGUUAGACAUAAAAUCAUGGCUGCCUGGCAGUGGCAGCUCCCUUGAAGAUGUGUCUAAAAACCCAGAGCUGCUGAAGAAGCUGGCCUCAUUGGUUGAUGAUGGAGAUGACUUCGAAUGUCCAAUUUGCCUCUCUCCACCUGUGAAAACCAUCAUAACAAGCUGCACACACAUAUACUGCCAAACUUGCAUCAUGAAAAUCCUCAAGAGCUCUAGUUCCCGCUGUCCAAUAUGUCGGCGCUCCCUAUGUAAAGAAGACCUCUUUAUUGCUCCAGAGGUUAAACAUCCUGAUGAAGAUUCCUCAGUCAAUCUUGAUAGACCUCUUUCUUCCAAGGUGCAAGCCUUGCUGAAACUACUGAGGCGUGCUGCAAAGGAAGACCCUUCAUCGAAGUCAGUUGUUUUUUCUCAGUUCAGGAAGAUGCUGAUCUUGCUUGAAGGGCCACUGAAAGCAGCAGGCUUUAACAUACUAAGACUCGAUGGCUCUAUGAGCGCAAAGAAGAGGUCAGAAGUUAUUCAGAAAUUCGGACGCAUUGGCCCUGACACUCCAACCGUGCUGCUGGCCAGCCUGAAGGCCGCAGGCGCUGGCGUGAACCUGACUGUGGCAUCGACGGUGUACCUCUUUGAUCCAUGGUGGAACCCCGGGGUGGAGGAGCAGGCCAUGGACAGGGUGCACCGGAUUGGGCAGACCAAGGAAGUGAAGGUGGUGAGGCUGAUUGUGAAGGAUAGCAUCGAAGAGAGGAUGCUGGAGCUGCAGGAGAGGAAAAGGGAGCUGAUUAGCGGCGCUUUUGGCAGGAAGAAAGGAGGGAAGGAGUACAAGGAGAUCCGUGUUGAGGAGCUCCAGAUGAUGAUGGGCAUGAAAUGAAACCAUAGGUGACUCUCGCUGACAGCACCUUAGCAUUCACUACAUCCUUGAGUACACAAAAACUACAGGUGCAUGUAAAUUUUGUCCAUUUGUGGUGGUGAACAUGCACGGCAGAAUAGAGAGCAUCUGGCACCCUCUCCCUUUUUGCAUACCAUCUUGAUUAGUGUUAGCAUGGUAGAACUAGAAGACUGUUGAUGCAUGUAUGCAUGUGGAACGGUGGAUGGAAGAGGAUAGUGCAAAGAUGUGAUUUCUGUUGAUUUGUUGAAUUCUGUAUGGAUGAAUGACGUUGGUGU